Molecule: messenger RNA, 3829 nt
Organism: Brienomyrus brachyistius
Lineage: Eukaryota; Metazoa; Chordata; Actinopteri; Osteoglossiformes; Mormyridae
Exons: 8
Coding region: 739-3537 (932 amino acids)
Biological process (GO): DNA recombination; DNA integration
Molecular function (GO): DNA binding
Source: RefSeq, a predicted model, not a curated record
UAGUGUUUGACAGAAACAUGGACUCGGGGGUCUUCUUUAUAUGAAGCUGUAAUUUAUGUCAUAGAUGGCCUUUUGCUGUGUUUUUGAGCGGGUUCACCACACUGGAGCAUAUACUACUUAUAGAAAGUAGUGUUUUGCAUGUACAUUAGGUUUUAAGAGCAUCGUGCAAAUGUUUCAGCAUGUCAUAAAUGGUCUUGUACAGUGGUUUUAAAUAAGUUCGCAACAAUAAUGCCAUAAGGAUGCACUGGAUGGUCAUGGAGAAUACUAGAUUACUGAUGAGUGACUUUAAUUAUUAAUUCCACUAGUUGCUACUUAGAAUAUAUAUAAUAUUCCUUAGUUUUCUGUAAUUAAAAUAGCUUUUGAUGAGUGGCACAAAUUUAAAAAUAGAAAUAGAUCUGCAAGACCUAAGUCUUACAGUACUAUUGUUCAACUGAUUCAAUCACGUGAACUUCAGCUGAUUAUCUAUGGGUCACCAGAUCAGCAACCAUAAGCAUCUACUGUGUUUAGGAAUAAGCAUCUACUGUGUUUAGCUUAUUUAGUUUAUUUUAGUUUAUUUUGCACUUUGUGUAUUGUAGGAGCACAAAACGCCAAACUGAUUCUCAGUUGAAUUGGGACAGUGGGGAGGUAGCCACCAAACUUGAUUUUUGCAAGACAGGGGGUCACAGAUCAUCAUUUCCAAAUGAGAAUGUUGAGAAGCAGCCCUGUAAGCAUGAGGUCAUCCAUGCAAAUUUUUCAAGCAUGGACAAAUGUUCUGCAUGUUUUGGACCUGUGGCGCCACUCAAGUGGAUUGGUCUGAGGUGUAAAGUGUGCUCUAAAUUUUGGCACAAGAACUGCUUUGCAAAAUUUGAAAAGAAUGAUGAAGAACCACUUUCAUGGGAUAUAGGAUUUUCAAGUUCUGAUGAGGAAGUGUCACUCUCAGAUGAGGAAUAUGUCCCAGACUCAGACAGUGAAUCGUGCAGUUCAGUGGAGUUAGCAGCAGGAUAUGUAAACAAUGUCCAAAACAAAUGUUCCUCAAAUGAACAGAACGUGAAAGUUGCCACCUCAGAGUGCACCAAAUCUCAGAAAACAAAGUUGAACCAGGAAGGUGUAAGCAAAGGUUCACAGUAUUUGAAGGCCAGGAAAGUGUCUUGUUUAAAUGAGGAUGAUUUAUUUUGUUGUCUGGAGGAGUUGACAAGUGGAGAAUCAGACAAUGAGUCAGACAGUUCUGCAGAAGGGACAGAUUUACUUUCAAGCACCAGUCAAGUUAAACGCCUUUCAGAGAUCAAAAGAUCAUCAAAAGUUGACGCUUUAAUUAAUAGAUCAGAUCGUGUUUCUUUGCCCAGAAAAGACCAUAAAACACCUACAAGUGAACAGCAGUUGGAAAUAAUAGGUGGUACUAGUGCACUUGAUUUGCCUGGAGAUUAUAAGGAUGUAUCAGUGGCAGGAGCAAAGGGUAACAUGGCUGGAGCUGAGAAAUGUCUUCAAUCAUCAGACAUUUCUUGUUCUGAAAAUAAGAAUUACUGUUACAUUUGUGGGAAACCACAGUCAAAAAUAUCUCGUCAUUUAAAAACCCAUUUGACUGAAGUUGAAGUUGCAGAAGCACUGUCAUUUCCAAAACGCUCAAAAGAACGCAAAAGACUACUAGAAAAAAUUCGGAACAAGGGGAACUAUCGGCAUAAUUCCAAUGUAUUAGAGAAAGGAAAUGGGUUGCUUAAAGUAAAACGAAGGCCAAACAAAGAUUGUGAUUCAAAACAGUUUGUGCAUUGUAUGUACUGCAAAGCAAUGUUUGGGCGUAAAGAACUAUGGCGACAUGUGAGAAGAUGUUCCUCAAAGCCAGGUUCAGUAAGUGAACAUCAGGGACGGACCAGAGUGUUGGGUUUGGCUGCCAUGGCAGAGUCUACAUCUUUGCAGCAGAUAUCUGGAGGAGUUUGGAAGCUCUUGAGUGCAAUGAAGCAAGAUGACAUAUCUUCUGUUGUACGCAAUGACUUCUGCAUUCUUCAGCUAGCGCAGUCAUUCUUCAACAAACAUGGAAAUGACCCUACCAAGUUUGAAUAUAUUCGUCAGAAGCUUCGAGAAAUUGGGAGGUUUUUGAUAACAUUGCGCAGUGAGUCCUCUAUAUACAGCCUUGAGGAAGCUAUAAAACCAGCUAAUUUCCAGCAUGUUAUUGAAGCUGUGAAGAAAGUGUCAGGUCAUGACGAAGAAAAAAACUACUACCAAAGGCCAAGCCUAGCAUUGAAAUUGGGCCACACAUUGCAAAAGGUCUGCGAGCUCAUCCACUGCAGAGGUCUAAUGGCAGAAGAUGAAGAGUUAAUUAAGUCAACUGAGACAUUCAGAAAGCUAUAUACCACCAAGUGGUCUGAGCUAAUAUCACACAGGGCUUUAAGCACAAUGAAUGAAGCAAAAUUCAAUAAACCGUCAACACUGCCUUUCACUCAUGAUGUUCAGCUCCUUCAUAAACACCUGGAAACUACUGCCAAUGCAGCAUCUGAAAACCUGAAAAAAACAUCAUCAUCACAAAGUUAUGCAGAACUUGCAAAAGCUACCCUUGCAAGGGUAAUUAUUUUCAAUCGUAGGCGUGCCGGUGAAGUAUCUAAAAUGCAGCUCAAAAGCUUCCAGGAAAGAGAGAACACACUACUUCACGCAGAUGUUGCAGUAGGUCUUUCCAAAUUUGAGCAGAAACUCUGUAGUCAUUUUAGUAGAGUUGAAAUCAGAGGUAAAAGAGGUCGAAAGGUUGCUGUCCUCCUCACACCAGAUAUGGUAGAUGCCCUAACACUUCUGGUGAAUAAAAGAACAGAGUGUGCGGUUCAGGAUAACUGCUUCUUGUUUGCUAGACCCAAAUGCCAGAGUCAUUACAGAGGUCAAGAUUGCUUGCGGCUCUAUGCAACUCAGUGUGGUGCUCAAAAUCCACAACAUCUCAGGUCAACACAUUUGCGCAAACACGUGGCCACUCUAUCACAAAUUCUUAAUUUGAAAAACAAUGAAUUAGAUCAAGUUGCUGACUUCUUGGGGCACGAUAUUCGUGUACACCGUGAGUAUUACAGGCUUCCAGAAGCGACAACUCAGCUGGCAAAAAUAUCCAAACUUCUGCUUGCUAUGGAAAAAGGGUGUCUCCCUAACUUUCAAGGCAAAUCACUCGAUGAAAUUGAAAUUGAAGAUGAGAUCAACUUAACUGAUGGCAGUGAUGGAACUGAACCUGACAGUGAUACAGAGGAUGCUACCUUGGGCACACCAAGACUGAAUGAAAGUCAAAGCAUUCAGCCAGCUACAGAAGAUAAUGCUGGAGGCUCAACAGAUUCCAUCAGUGUGGGCCAGGUUUUUAUAGCAGCAAUUAAAACCUCAAAGAAGAAGUCGCGAACACAGUGGUCAAAACAGGAGGUGACAGCUGUAUUGAAACAUUUUAAAGAUCAUAUAACCAAAGGAAAACUGGCAACAAUGGCAGAGUGUCAGCAGUGCAAGUCAGCUGAGGACCCUGUUCUGGCAGGGCGCACUGUACAAAAUAUAAGAGAUUUUGUUAGAAAUAGAGGGAUCACACUAAAAAGGAAAACCAUGUCUAAUUGAAUAUAUAUUAUUUUCUAUAGAGGCAAAAAUGCCAAGGAGAAAAAUAUUGUUUAUUUCUAAUUUUUGGGGAGUAAAGAAUUUGCCCUCGUGUCAUGCACUCUUAAGUUGCAGAAAGUCUUUUGUUACAAGUUAUAAUAAAAAAUUAAUUAUUUUAAUAUUAAUAUUUUAAUUUCACGUUAGUACUUGUGCAUAAGUAAUCUGCAUUUCAUUAAUCAGGAAAAAAGUCAUUUUUGUUUUUGUGCAUAUUCGAGGUCCAAUAAAACAUCACUGACCUUCUAGCACAGUGAAUGGA